Molecule: messenger RNA, 2138 nt
Organism: Aegilops tauschii subsp. strangulata
Lineage: Eukaryota; Viridiplantae; Streptophyta; Magnoliopsida; Poales; Poaceae
Product: flavonol 3-sulfotransferase-like
Molecular function (GO): sulfotransferase activity
Source: RefSeq, a predicted model, not a curated record
UGUUUUGUCCUUAUUGUCAGCGAAGCUUUUCCCUUUUCCGGAGUUUUUUUUUAAUUCUUUUACUCCCUCUGAUCCAUAUUGAUUAUCGCAGCUUUAGUACAACUUUGUACUAAAGCCGUGAUAAUUAAUAUGGAUCAGAGGGAGUACUGUUAACCAAAUCCUGAAUGGCAUUAAUAUUUGGACAUAUGAAGAAGAAAGUUCUUUGCAGAAUAUCAGCUGUUUGUUUUCAGGUAUGCGGACUGUCCAGGUAAUGCUUACCUACAACCUUUUUUCUGGGCAAAAACAUGUACAUUAGAUUCACAGCUUAUUAUGUACAGAUUGCCUUUUCUGGAUCUCACAGCCGCGGUCUACAAUGCCCCACAGCUGCGGUGUACAACCCUCCUGUUUCCAAAAGAAAAGAGUCUGGCAGCAAUCGAAGGCAGAACCAGUUACUUGGUGAGCCUCAUGGAUGAUGCACACUUGUGGAGAGUGAGCAAUCAAGCAUGGUUCAAUCCUGAGGUGUCAUUGUGGUUGUGGAAACUGAGGAACUAAGCAAGGUUCUUCAACCUCAGUUGACCUUUGUUGACAGUGAGUGGCCAGGCCUGGCAUGGCUAAGUGAAGCAAAAUCGGUUCUUAUCAUAACUGAGCCCAGGGAAAAAUCAAGAGCAAGACUAAGUUAACCUGGCAAGGCUGAUGUUGAGCUCACAGUACGGAUGGCGCAUCUCCGGCCUGAGCACGACAUGAUCGAGGCGUUAUCCAGGAUGCUGGAAUGGACUGCCCUGACUGCGAGAGUCGGUCGAAUGCGGUCUCGGUUGCCCACGGACACGGUUCGUCUGUUGCUACUGAUUUUAUCUUUUUUAUUUUCCUUUCUGAUUGCCGUAAACCAUGAAAGGAGUACCCAUCCAUUCAUCUUAAUGGAGGUUCGGGAUCUGCAUUGGAUUGCGUGGCUGUGGUUUGUUAGUGAAUGAAUUGCUGUGGUCCAUCUUAUACGCUGGUACCAAACUGUUGCAUACGGCUAGGCUCAACUUUGAGCCCAACAAAUUGAAAAAUGUGCAGACACAGCACAUGCACAUUGGCACAUAUCUAGUGGCCGUUCAUUUUGAAAUGGCAGCAAUCCAGCCAGGGCUGGAGCACGGCACUCUCCUUGUUGAAUGGUUUCAUUUCAUUCAAGUGGAUUGAUGUCAAAUCUGGAUUGCAUCUAGCGCCAUUGUUAUCUCGUUGAUUAGCAUCGUCAACUCGUUGGAGAUCGACCGGGUGGCUAGCUAACUAGCAUUGCUGAUACAACCAUGGCGGCCACUCUAGGCGCAUCCCCUUGCCCGCUCGUCGGCCCGGUCCCCUUCAAGGGCGUCGGCGACGGUGAUGACCAUGCCGUCUCCCCGCCGGAAGAGUACGCGGACGUCAUCUCCGCCAUGCCUACCAUCACCGUGCGCGGAGGCCUGGUGAUGCGCCAGAACCAGGGCGCCUGGCAGGUCCACCAGUGGGUGGCGGGGUCCUCUCUUUCCAGCGGCGCUCCGCCUCAACCCGCACGACUGCGUCCCUCUGGUCGACAGCCUCUUCAGCGCCGGCCAGGAGACCAAGCUGGACGCGCUGCCGUCGCCCAGGCUGAUCAACACGCACGUCCACCACUCCCUCCUGUCGCCCACAGCCCAGACUGCAAGAUCGUCCACGCCUGCAGGAAGCCCAAGGAUAUGCUGAUUUCGCUGUGGCACUUGUACGAAAGCUUGGUGACGGCAGAGGGCGGCACCUACGCGUUCUCCGACCUGUUCGAGAACGCGUGCCAGGGCAAGCACCCCAACGGCCCCAUCUGGGACCACGUCCUCGGCUACUGGCAGGCGAGCAGAGCCAGCCCGGAGAGGAUCCUCUUCCUGCGGUACGAGGAGAUGCUGCGCGACCCGGUCGGCAACGUCAGGGAGCUGGCGCGGAUUCUCGGAGUGCCGUUCACGGCGAUCGAGGAGGCGGCGGGGCUGCCGGCGGACAUCGUGACGCUGUGCAGCAUCGAGACGCCGAGGGGCCUCGGCGCCAAGAAGACCGUCUUUGUCAAGUUCCCGCACGCGUUCUUCUUCAGGAAAGGGGUUAUCGUUAUUUGGUUCAAGAAGUAAGAAACCGUAGUAGUAACAAUUUAGAUGAAUGAAUGCAUCUCCAUGACUAGUGUGGAUGGU